This is a messenger RNA of Toxotes jaculatrix (banded archerfish), 2857 nucleotides long. RefSeq names its product cytochrome b ascorbate-dependent protein 3. Gene Ontology annotation, cellular component: lysosomal membrane. The coding region runs from base 114 to 1028 and encodes 304 amino acids. Gene Ontology annotation, molecular function: oxidoreductase activity. The record is from RefSeq and is a predicted model, not a curated record. Lineage: Eukaryota; Metazoa; Chordata; Actinopteri; Toxotidae. The transcript is spliced from 7 exons.
GGGUUAGGUAAAUACCUCUGACCGAUAUGAAAGUGUCCUUCCUGUAAACACAACAAUGAAUGUAGACAUUUUAAGAGUCGCCAGUCGUCUUUAUAGAUGUGGGAUGUUUGAAAAUGAGUCAACAGAUGCAGAGGGGUGGCCCUUCAUCUCCCAGCUGUUCCUCCACCUCUGACCGCUUCCCUCUGAGCCACCUCAACACAGCUGAAUGUGGAAGUGAGACCUCAGCUGAACCGGAGAAACACGAAGUGAGAGCAAAUAACGCUCCUACAGAUCUCUCCAGGAUGAAGUCCAUCAUUAUGUUCUACGUAUGCUACCUGCUGUGCCUAUGCCUGGGCCUGGCCUGCGUGGUGUGUGUGUGUUUGUGGAACAGCCGGUGGCGUGGCGGGUUCGCCUGGGACGGCUCGACGUUGCAGUUCAACUGGCACCCCGUCCUGAUGGUCACAGGACUGGUGGUGGUGUACGGCAUCGGGGCUGUGUUGUACCGCAUCCCCCUGACCUGGGGUCAGAAUAAACUCCCCUGGAAGCUCCUUCAUGCGUUACUGAUGCUCAUCGCCUUGGUCCUGUCAAUUGUGGGACUUUGUGCUGUGUUUGACUUCCACAAUGCCAAAAGCACCCCCAACCUCUACUCCUUGCACAGCUGGAUUGGAAUUGCUGCUACGGCUCUUUUCGCCAUGCAGUGGGUGGUAGGAGUGGCUGGCUUCCUCCUGCCCUGCUCCCCUACAUCACUACGUAAACUCCUGAAACCUGUUCAUGUGUGGCUGGGAGGUAGCAUACUGUUGCUUAGUAUCGCUGCCUGCAUCUCCGGAAUCAAUGAGAAGCUCUUCUUUGUUCUUAAAGGAAACGCUAGUGGUACAGAGCCGUACGGCAGCCUUCCACCUGAGGCUUUGUUGGGGAAUUCAUUAGGAGUUUUGAUUGUAGCCUUUGGUUUGGUCGUCCUAAAGAUUUUGUCCAACCAUAAAUGGCAGCGACCGGACUCUCGGCCUGAGGACUUGGCUUACACGCCGUUGCUUCAAGAAGAAAAUGAAUGAAUGGAGGAAAUUUCAAACUUGCUGACCACGUCAAACCCAGCCAUGCAAAGUUAGCCACAAGAGGCAGGGAAAUGGAAAUUUCUUCUCUGAAUGUAAAAGCAGCUGCCUGGAGUGCGAAUUAUCUGUCUGUAAAUAUUUAUUUGAAAUUGUAUUUAAGAUGUGUGACUUUGCUCAAAGAAUUAAAUUUCCUCUCUUGCCAUAGUCGUUUGUGACAGUAUACUUUGGUUGGCACAGUUUGUCGAUAGCCGGACCAUAAAACUCCUUUAUCAUCUAAAAUCUCCAACAUCGACUUCAAUGUGACAAGGCUUUUCUGUGAAAAUGAAAGGUCUUGUAAAUUAAAAUGUAAUGAACGGAGCACUAACAGUGAAAAGAGCAUUACAAAUUUUUUGGUUUUUGGUUCUGACCGAAUAUUGUCUACUGCAGAACACACCUGGUGAACAGGUACAUGUUAGAAUGAACUCUUGCACUGCAUCAGCUCUAAGUUUAUGUUCAUGUUCCAUGGAUGUGGAGAUACAUAGCCUUGAAUGUUAUUGUCUCAGGUGUUGUAAUUCUUUUUAGCCAUGCUAAUGGUGUGGCUCUGAGAAUGUCGGCCCAUUGCUUUAUCCAGACUGGACCCAUUCAUGGUUCCCUGGCAUGUCCCAUGCUUUCUAAUGAUUUUGUUGAGCCCCUGACCUUUACUCGAGUACCACCAGCAGUUUGUCGUUUCUGGUUCAGAAUGAAAUACCUGGCAAACUACUGGAUGGAUUACCAUAUAAUUUAGUACAGACAAUUAUGAUCCCCAGAGGAUGAACUGUAAAAAUGUUGAAACCCUGACCUUUAAUCUUGCACCGUCAUCAGGUCAACUUUGCCAUGACUAAAUACCUGCAGCCAUUCUCAUGAGCCUCAGCUGCAUUUGUGUUUAGUGCUAAUUAGCAAAUGUUAGCACAUCAGCAUUAAACUUUGCUAAGAUGGGAAACAUUAUACUCUACCUUCUAAACAUGAACAUGCUAGCAUUGUAAUAGGCAUGUUAGCAUGCUGAUGUGAACAAGCACUUUUGGAUUCAUUCUGACACCAUCAUGAAUCAGUAGUAAACCAAUAUGUGUUGUUGUUAUUGGUCUGGUUUGAAUUUGCAAUUGGACUUAAAUGUUAAAUGUUACACAGAUUUAGAAACUCUAAAUUGAGGUUUCCUCACAUAAUUCUGUAUUCUACAAAUCGCCCUGUGUUGAACGAACAGCCGCUGAAAAAUUCUUACCGUCUUCUUUUCAAAAGGACUCAGGUUAUAUUUGCACUUUGAUUAAUAAAUCAUCUGAUGUCCACAUAGAAGAAUCUGUCAAAAUGCCUCUCAUCAGAUUUGGGGACAUCUGCUGAAAGUCAGCUUUUAUCUUCUAACUAUAAUGAAAGCAAAUAAUCUGAUCUCAAAAGCCAACAAUCCUGUUUCACUUACUGAGCGCUGUGUGUGAAAUGGCUUUUUUACUUUGACAUACUAUGGAAGGAUUUUCAGUUUAAAGCUUUAAUGUUUGCUGCAGGCUUCUGUUGACAACUCAAACUAUGAUACAGCUGAUAUCCACUCAAGACUCCUUGUAAUGUUUCCCUCAUCUAUGAGAGGUAAUCUAGCUCUAAACUCAAAAAAUAACAAUGCAGAAUGUGAACCGAGAGUGUGGCCACAGGUGUGACUGACUGAUUCCCUUCUAAGAUACUUCUUGGUCCAACGCAGACAGACUGUCCAGCUGUUACAUUUGACCAUAACAACAAAUUAUUGCUGAAGUACUUUGUUUGCCAAAACCACAAAACACAGAAGUAUAGAAAAACCUAGAGGAAGUCUGCAGUGAAAGCGUACACAGCAGGGCUCA